Xyrauchen texanus (razorback sucker) is the source of this 4443-nucleotide messenger RNA. RefSeq names its product thyroid hormone receptor alpha-A. Gene Ontology annotation, biological process: cell differentiation; positive regulation of transcription by RNA polymerase II; thyroid hormone receptor signaling pathway. The transcript has 9 exons. Lineage: Eukaryota; Metazoa; Chordata; Actinopteri; Cypriniformes; Catostomidae. The record is from RefSeq and is a predicted model, not a curated record. Gene Ontology annotation, molecular function: RNA polymerase II cis-regulatory region sequence-specific DNA binding; nuclear receptor activity; zinc ion binding. The coding region runs from base 367 to 1608 and encodes 413 amino acids.
CCUCUAAGUGCAUGUAUACUCUUAAUGUCAUUUUAAAUAGCUCGCUGAAAAGGGUAUCAAUAUUUCCCCGCAACGUGCAUUGAAUUUCACUAAACGCGGAUACGCGACGAAGACCGCUCGCUGAGGAGCCUUGUGGGACUUCAGUGGACCCAUUUCGGUUUUUGGAAGCAGUUUGACAUUCUUCAUAAGGGAGUGGGUAUAAAGGAUGUCCAGUUUGGCCGCGAGUCAGAUAAAUACACAGGGGAUGUCACCAUGAAUAAACCAAUGGCAGCUGACUGAUACUGACACUGCAUAUGCUGAGCACAUCGGCGAGGGUUGGGUUUGUCUCAGUCUUGUGUGAUUGGUCGCUGAAUGGCAUUAAGGUGAAUGGAACACAACGAGCAGGACCUUAACCUGCCAAAGGGAGAUGAGACACAGUGGCCAAACGGAGUGAAGAGAAAACGAAAGAACAGUCAAUGCUCUAUGAACAACACGUCUGUGAAGGGCAUCUCUGUUCCAGGUUAUGUUCCCAGCUACCUGGACAAAGAUGAGCCAUGUGUGGUGUGUGGGGACAAGGCCACAGGAUACCAUUACCGCUGCAUCACAUGUGAGGGCUGCAAGGGUUUCUUCAGGAGAACUAUACAGAAGAAUCUUCACCCAUCCUAUUCCUGUAAGUAUGAUGGCUGCUGCAUCAUUGACAAAAUCACCCGCAACCAGUGCCAGCUGUGCCGCUUCAAGAAGUGCAUCUCAGUGGGCAUGGCCAUGGACUUGGUACUGGAUGAUUCAAAGCGGGUGGCCAAGAGGCGUCUGAUCGAGGAAAACAGAGAGAAGAGGAAGAAAGAGGAGAUGGUGAAGACAUUGCACAAUCGACCCGAGCCCACCAUCUCAGAGUGGGAGCUGAUUCGAAUGGUGACUGAAGCUCAUCGCCAUACCAAUGCACAGGGCCCUCACUGGAAACAGAAACGCAAGUUCCUACCAGAAGACAUUGGACAGUCUCCAGCCCCCACAUCAGACAAUGACAAAGUGGACCUGGAGGCCUUUAGUGAGUUCACCAAGAUCAUCACCCCUGCCAUCACAAGAGUUGUGGACUUUGCCAAAAAACUGCCCAUGUUCUCUGAGCUGCCUUGUGAGGAUCAGAUUAUCCUGCUGAAAGGCUGCUGCAUGGAGAUCAUGUCCUUGCGUGCGGCAGUGCGGUAUGACCCAGAGAGUGAGACUUUGACCCUGAGUGGAGAGAUGGCUGUCAGUCGAGAGCAGCUGAAGAACGGAGGAUUGGGCGUGGUGUCUGAUGCCAUCUUUGACUUGGGCAAGAGCCUGUCACAGUUCAAUCUCGAUGACUCUGAGGUGGCACUGCUGCAGGCUGUACUGCUCAUGAGCUCAGAUCGUUCAGGACUGACGUGUGUGGAAAAGAUUGAGAAGUGCCAGGAGAUGUACCUGUUAGCGUUUGAGCACUACAUAAACCACCGUAAGCACAACAUCUCACAUUUCUGGCCCAAACUGCUGAUGAAGGUGACAAACCUGCGCAUGAUCGGAGCCUGUCACGCCAGUCGCUUCCUGCACAUGAAAGUGGAGUGUCCCACAGAACUCUUCCCCCCACUCUUCCUGGAGGUCUUCGAAGAUCAGGAGGUGUGAUCAAGUGAAAAGGGAUCAUGAAUUUCUUUUUGCAAAGAAUACCAGAAGCAUUUGUUUUUUUCAUCCUCAUGCAAUGCUGAACUGGAACAUGUAUUUGUUUUUGCACCAAUGGUCCCUUGUCAACUUUGUCUGGGAUUAGUUUUGGGAGUGUCGUCUACUCACAUUGCGACCUCACUGUCAACUGCCAUUCAGAUUGCUCCCACAGACAGAAAAAAGCUAGCAUGCAUCAACCUACCUCUCAUGCCAACAUACCUCCCAACUUCAAAAGGAGCUUAUUUUAAAAGCGUGACAAAUAGACCUGGACAGUGAAUGUUCCUCACUAAGGAGUCAAUGGAUCUCAAUAGAGUGCUAUACACCAGCUCAGAUGUUUUCAACCGUCUUUGUUCCAGAAGUAUUUUUCCCGUAAUUUUUUUCCAUAGGAAUUUCUGAAAAUUCUUCUUAAAAGAGUUCUAGAACAUAAACAAAAUCAGUCAUCUCAGAGGUAAAUCGCAAUAUUACAAAUGUUGAUUUGAAGCAAAAACACUUAAAAAUUGGACAAAAAGACUAGAUUACACAACUGGGAAUGAACUACAAUCCCAUGAAGCAUUGCAAAUGAUGUAAUCCAAUUAAAAAGAUGGAAAAAAAAUUAUUAGUAAAUUAUUAAUGUAUAGAAUUUAUAUAAAUUGAAAGUUUAUUGCAAAAUAUUCAUAUAUUGUGUAGUAGUGUAGGGAGAUGGACUAGAUUACGUCAUCCACAAUGCUUCAUGAAGUUGGAGGUCACCACAGAGCUCUUUUGGUUUGCUUUGUUGUUUCGUGAUUCCCUGAUUGGUAGAGUAGUUCUUCAUCAGGAAUUCUCCUAUUAAACACAAAUUUAAAAAAACAAGGUUGAUAACAUAUGAACUGAUUGUUUAAACAGACGCAUAUACCAUCAAUUUACUACCUCGGAGCUCACGGUAGGUCUGUAUAAAAAAAACAUUUUAUGGAGAAAAUCUAUAGAAUUUUUACUUCCGGAACCUGACUGUUGCACCCAGUAGCUAUUUCAAAACGUGUUUAGGAAGUUCUAGCUGUUGUUGUAAGGACAGAUGAAACCGAAAACAUCAUUAAACACAGACACUAUUGGGCAAAACCUUAUUCUACAAGAGAGACCGAAAAAUAAUGCUCAUUUUCCUCAAAUCACAGCAGUAUUUUGGCACUCUGCUUCCUAUUUGCACGCAUUUAAUAUCUCCUAUGAAAACAUACCUACCUGUAGGCACUAAUACACUCUGUAAUAACAUUAAUAUGUUGUGUGAACUUGUCCGGGUUCAAACCUUCUCAUACCUCAUAUGCACCAGUAUAUAAACACAUGUAGCAACAUGUACAUAUAUGUAUGCAUGCAUUUAACUCUACCUGCACCAUCAUAUCUAUCCUUUUACAGUGCAGUGUAUACAAUUCUCAUACCUUCCUACCUACCAUAUCUACCAUGCAUACAUACCUGUGUAUAUGUGCCUAAGCUGAAAAUCCUGUGACCUCAUCUUCCGAGUAGCCUCUUGUUGCUUUCUGCUGUUUGCCUCCACAUAUGUUAAUUCCUAGUCAUGUGCAUCUACUAAUCUUGGCCUUCAGAUAUAAAAAAUAUAAAAGCACGGCCUACAAUAUGGUGGUACCAUGCUACAGUCACGGUAAAACAAUUGAAUUUUGAUAUAUAUCUUCAUGUACCAUGAUAUUUACAUGGUACGCCAAGUUACUUCAAAGAAUAAAAUGGUACUGUAUUACCAUGGCACCAUGUCCAAAUAUCUAUUGCCAUUUUGGUACUUCUAUUUAAUGAGGCCUAAACCUGUGUCCUAAACAGAUGUGACAUGAUAAAGAGACAAACGAUAAAGCUUCCAUGUCUUCCAAAUGAUAAUCUUUUCCAUGUCAAUCUGAGUUGUUGUCCAAACCAACUGCGAUGAGUGACAAGACGAUUGUCGAUUGAUAGGUUUCUAUUUCUGCAGCAUGGCACUGGGUAGCCCUGCCCACAUUGGUAUGCUACGGAUAUUAUACAUCAAAUGUUUUGAUUGGCUGUUGUUGUGCUGCAUUGCACAGCAUUUCUGCUUUCAGUGUUUACAGACAAAUUACUUCUCACUAAAAUCUUCAUGAAUCUUAACUGGUUAGGAUGCGUGCAAGUAUUACCCCUACAAUCAAUCCAACUUGCAGUUUGUUUCUACAUUACGAAUUCACUUUGGCAAAUGACCCCAAGUCAUUUAGGAAAAGGUAUGUUGCUUAAAAAUAAGAAUUUGAAAUGGAAAGAGAAAGCUAAGGACAAGGAAAGUGGAAACUAAGGGUUAAAUGGAUGUAUUUAUAGAGUGCAUCUUCACUGUUUUUAAAAGUGGGAAGCUUAAGUUCUUGACCGCCUCCUUGCAAGAGGAAAUGAAAUGAGUGUCACUUACCUCAUCAUGUCUUCAAACAGACUACCUCACCCCUCAUCCAUGCAUUGUAAAUCACAUUCAUACUCACCUGUCUACAUAUGCCUGCUUAAACCUGUAAAUAAAUGUAUGCACAUUUACACUAAGAAGGCACAAAUUUGUUCACUCAUAUGUUUAUAUCCUGCUUGUCAUCUUUCUUUCCAUUUCACUUUUGUAAUGUGGGACCAAGUGUCAGUAUUGAUCGCUGUUUCCGAGGACGUACCAGACUCUGUUUUUUCCUUAUAGGUGUGGGUCAAUUUCACUGUGUUGCAACAGAGCUAACUGAAUGUAACAGAUUCAGCAGUAUAUUUUGGUUUAAAGAGAUACUUUACCCUUAAAAUUGACAUUCUGUCAUCAUUUACUCACCCUUAUGUGGUUUUAAAGCCUGUAUGACUUUCUCCCGUGGAACCCAAAAAUUACUGAAUUAAAUUUCAGUCUGU